Molecule: messenger RNA, 10426 nt
Organism: Pelobates cultripes (western spadefoot toad)
Lineage: Eukaryota; Metazoa; Chordata; Amphibia; Anura; Pelobatidae
Source: the annotation of a GenBank genome assembly
AUGCCUCUGAGUCGGUCCUUGUCUGUCAGCUCCCUGAACGGCCUUCCCCAAUGGGACGACGAACAGCUCCCUGUGGGUGACUUGCUAUUCUUUGAGAUCUCGUGGGAAGUGACAAAUAAAGGUUUGUGAGUACUCCACACCUAGGGAGCGGGCAGAGUCCUCUUUAUCUCAUGUAUCAGUCUGUGUUACAUUGUGUUAUAUUUUCCCCCAAUUGUACAGCACUGCGGAAUAUGUUGGCACCUUAGAAAUGCCAGAAAUAAUAAUAAUCUAUUAAUAUGACACUGAAUCCAUACGUUCCCAUCUCCUCUGUAUGUAAGUGGCACUUCGAUAGCUGAGUUAGUUACUGUGACGCCCAAAUCAAGGAUUAUCUUGUUAUUAGAUAAUGAGAUCAUUUUGUAAGACAUGGUUUUUCGCUAAAAUCUGCAAAAUGUGUCAUUGAUUUGGGAUGAAAGCCGGCGUGUGACCUUGGCACGGCUUUGGUAAAUAGUGAGAAAUCGAUGGAUGUAGGAGAAGUUGGGCUGAGACUCUGUUAGUUAAUGUGUGACCCCGUGGAUAUGUUUACAGAAAUUUAGUAAAAACACUGGGACAAAGUACAAACCCUCUGGACCCAGACAGACGGGACAUUUUAAGUACAAAUCAUUAUAAAUUGUCAAUUUUCUGAACUGCCGCUGAAAAUAUAUAAAUAAAAGAGAACUAUGGAAAGAAAUAAGAAAACAAAUUGAAACGAGAUGAAACCAUGAAAUAUAACGAUCACAUUAUGAUAUCGCAGUCAGGGGCUCUUUGUAGCUGUCAACCUGUUACUUACUAGUGGAUCAGCGCUAUGGACUAUGUUGGUGCUAUGUAAAUACAUCAGAAGAAGGACAGCAGAAUAUUUUAAUACCAUUUUACAGAACGAAGAGAGUUUUGUGGGUUUCUCCAUUUAUAAGCUUAAAACAUCCCCCGAAAGUCCAGAAAUUCUUCACAUCUGAUAAAUCGGCUUAGCACCAAGGAAUUUACCAAAAAUCCAAAAAGUGAUUUGUAAAAUUUGGGCAAAAAACAUAGAUAUUAAAAAUGUCUGGUUUAAAGUCACAGUUUGGCAAUUUACAUUUUGCAAUGUGAUUUCAGUUCAGUAUAAUCCACUGUUUACAAUCCUUUGUACGUCCAAUAAAUAUAAAGUUAUUACAUGCUGCAAUAUUCUGUUAUUUGUAUGUGAAUUACUAGACUAAUACAGCCAUUUAAUAACUAAUUACUAGUUACAUUCUAGUUAUUAGAUGUCUUCUACGUUGACAUUAACCGUUUCAGUACACUAGGUGGCAGUCUAACACCACGCUAUAUUGGGUCUCCUACUGUAAGGCUAAGGGUUAUUCCAGCGCGUUCAGCUGCUCAGUUUCUGGUUUUAUCAGUGUUACCCGGAUUAUCAAUAUAUAACAUUAUGUAAUACAAUACAGAGGGCAGCGACAGCCUUGGGACGCCGGCAGUCAGUUGUAGUUCUUUGUUAAUACACGCACCGUCAUAUUUGUUUGUAAGAAUUUAAUUUCCUCCUAAAGCAGGAGUUGGGAUUUGGUUUGAAACCAUUAAUGCCAUUUCUGAAUGAGCAGCCAUGAGUUUCAGCAUCAAACACAGAGUUUAGGAAAUUCAUGGCGCCGAAUACAUAAAUACAAAGUAAAUUCAUUAUUUUAUCAUAUUAAACACUUUCUGGAAAACGUACUCCAGCUGCUUUGUAAUCGUCCACGCUAGUUUUCAAUAGAAAAUGUGUGACUGACACAGCCUGCAUGGAAACAAAAUGGUUUCAUUUUCAAUCUGACAUUAACUUACUUCAUACAUUUUUAUAUCCUUCUCCGUAAAUUUUAAACCUUUAAUUACAUACAGGAAGCUCCUGUAAGUUCUAAGCAGGCUAUUAACAGAGCAGGAAAAUAAAUUCUAUAUUAAACAGAAUUUUCAGUAAAGGAAGUAUAAACAUUAGAUCUCUCCUUACAGGAAGUGCUAGGAAGGCUGUGUAAGUCACAUGCAGGGAGGUGUGUCUAGGGCUGUAUAAACGAAGUGAUUUAACUCCUAAAUGGCAGAGUUUUGAGCAAUGAGACUGCAGGGGCAUGAACUAUAUGUCAAAACUGUUUUAUUAAACUACAGUUGUUUUGGUGACAAGAGUGUGCCUUUAAGGGUAAAAUCCAAUCUGUGAUUAGAGCUUAGUUUGAGAAUGCACUUUUUGCAUAAACCUUGCGAUUCACUUUAACUCCCCCAAUUUAGAGAAUAAACCUCACUGUCGAGUGAAUUCUGCAAAGAGGAAAUUGAAGAGACACAUUUAGCUCAAGAAUAGCAGAUCUUAAAAAAAACAAAAAAAAAAAACCUUCUUCUUAACAGCAUUCUGCAUUUCCCUUGUGAUUUCCCCCAUCCCCCAUUUGGUCUAUGUUCAGCACCGUUACAGACUGGCAGUGACAGAGCUGGCAGCAAAGCUAGCCAGAUUGUGGGAUUUGGGAUGCGGGUCUCAGAAUUCCAUUAAUUACUCCAGCGGAGUAUCGAAUGGAUCUGGGCUCGGAUCAGCGGCAGCUAAAACUCUCUUUUCUCUUACAGUCGGUGGCAUCUAUACGGUGAUCCAGACUAAAGCCAAGAUCACGGCGGACGAAUGGGGAGACAAUUAUUUCAUGAUUGGACCAUAUUAUGAGCAAAACGUCAGGACCCAGGUGGAGAUCUGUGACCCUCCAGAUCCUGUCAUUGCUAAAGCCAUCGAUACCUUACAAGCCAAUGGGUGCCAGGUAAAGAAAGUGUUAGUUCACUGGCAAGCUAUCUCUCACAGUCUCAGCUGGUACUUUAGUGAGGGUUAAACUCAUCCUAUUAAAGGCUUUAUUAUCUGAUCUCUGCCCCUAACCGAAUUACGCAGAGCAAGCCUUCUGGAGACUCUGCCAAAAUAUCCCGGCGUAUCAAUCACCACGAACAUUUAUCAUAGUAUUUGUUUCAUUGAAUAGUUUUUAUUAAAUACAUUUCACAUUGUACAACUCACAGAGAAUAUUAAACAUGUUAUUCUUUGUUACCUUUAAACUUGUGACAGUGUAAUUCACAGGACUAAACUUAGUGAAUAGCUAUCUCUAGAGAGUAAUUCUGGGCUCGAUGAAACACGUUAAUGAAAACAUUAAAUCAGGGAUGGCCAAAAAUUUGAAACAGGGGAUCUACUUUUUUGGUACUUAUCUUAACACCAUCUAACACCUACCACAACAAGAAGACAGUCUUAAAUUAGAGGGGCGAAGGUUUAAAAAUAAUAUCAGGAAGUAUUACUUUACUGAGAGGGUAGUGGAUGCAUGGAAUAGCCUUCCAGUUGAAGUGGUAGAGGUUAACACAGUAAAGGAGUUUAAGCAUGCAUGGAAUAGGCAUAAGGCUAUCCUAACUAUAAGAUAAGGCCAGGGACUAAUUAAAGUAUUUAGAAAAUUGGGCAGACUAGAUGGGCCGUCACAUUCUAUGGUUCUAUGUUUCUAUCUCAAUGAAGUGAUGCUCUCAGUUUCACCCUUCCACAUUUAACACUCAAAACUGUGUUCAUAGUGACAGCCACUAGAGGUGCUUUCACUGCACUGACGCAGGAAACCUUUGAGUUCAGUCCUUUCCUAUGUGGAAGCUUAAAUGCUCACAUGGCACUAGUCACGCAUUAGGUCCCCUAUGCUCCUUUUUCAAUACUCGUGGAAGUCACACCUCCUCCAUGAUAAAGUAGGUGAGCAACGACGAGGGAAAAAUGUAAUUUAAACCUUUGGUGUUUUUUUUAAAUGUAUUGCAAUUUUUUUAAUGCAAGUAGGGACACCAGAUAUGUACUGGUUGGAUUUAAAGGGACACUCCAGGCUCCCACACACGUUAGACGCACUGUGUAGGUUAGGUUACAGUUCGGUACUGGGUGCGUUUAUAUUAUUAACGGGACAUUCCAGGCUCCCACACACGCUAGGUGCACUGUGUAGGUUAGGUUACAGUUAUACUGGGUGGGUUUAUAUUAUUAAAAGGGGCACUCCAGGCUCCCACACACGUUAGGUGCACGGUGUAGGUUAGGUUACAGUUAGUUAUACUGGGUGGGUUUAUAUUAUUAAAGGGACACUCCAGCCUCCCACACACGUUAGAUGCACUGUGUAGGUUAGGUUACAGUUAGUUAUACUGGGUGGGUUUAUAUUAUUAAAUGUACAUGUAACGGCACCCCGGGCAUAAAAGGGGUUAAAACCGUUUAGGAGAUAUUCCCUUCCCAGAUAUAAAGGCAGCUACCAAGGACACCAAUCUGCCGAACAGGAUGAACCAUACGAAUGCUCCAAACCAUACGAAUGCUCCAAACAGCCGAACAGGAAAAAACAUACGAAUACGUUUACACGCCAGACAGCCAAAUAGUAAAAUCAUACGAAUAAUCCCCCCAAGUACAAGACGCAGCUCCGUAUUGAGGGUCAGCAGGUGAUCUGUUUAAUCUGGGCUACCUGCCCGGUAUUUAUGCAGGUCUUCCACCAGGUGGACACUCCCAUAAGGGACCUGGUGGGAAACUGUGACACAAAUUGUACAUUGACCAAUAGAAACAGUUUAACAUUAAACACUCCCACAUGCACAUUAUAAUCCUUCCUCUUUAUCCUGGAGAUAAUUGGGAAGUAACUCAAUUAUCUCAGAGGAUACAGGCAAAUCUCCAUUUUACACACGGUGAGGAAAACACGUAAAAAUAUACAAUAUUACAACUACCGAACAGAAUAGGUACAUUCAACAUAUCUUCGAUAGCUUAGAUCUGAGCGCACAUUAUUACCGAAUGGCGCUCAGAUCACAUACAGUUCAAUCACCAUGGAACCAAUGUCUUUCACAUAGUCUUUCAUUAUACGAAUGGGCUCCAUGGCAUAGCUAUCUGGGAUAGCACUGUUCACACAAAGUACCGAACGACCCGGCGUUCGUACAAACGCAUGAGACAGUAGAAGGGAGGUCAACAGCUUCAGCGGUGUUCGUGUGAAAGUCAUAGCCGUUUCCAGUUCCAGGGAAUCGUCGACGAACACCACUGAGCAUUCGUCUGUUUAAGAUGGCCACUGCCACGUGUUCGGCUAUACGAACAGCGGCCAUCCUGCGUUUGUCAAUUAAGCUGCGGUUAACCGCAGCUCCAGGGAGGUAAAUUGCUGGCACACUCCUUACCCAGGUGGUCCGGUCAUUCGUCUGUUGGUUCGGUAGAUUAAAUUUACUGAACGCCCUGGCAGAAAGGCACGAACAAGCCUUUCUGCAGGGAGAAAUAAAGGUUUUUACAUAGGGGCCAUAAUGCUGGGGCAGCAGGCGGGCAACCUGCCUUCCCCAGAACAUAGUGGCGAGGUUGGUUUCGCCACAUCUUUCCCCUUUCCCAAAAAGACUAACAAGGUAUCUGGCCUCCUGUCGGUCAGUGCCUUGGUUAGUCCAGCAACCCACCCACAAAAUAUAAUCAGUAGAGUAGCCCACCCCCAAUAACUGUUUACUGCACCUGGGGAAACGUGUAACCUGUCUCUGUCCAGGGGCUCCAUCAUGGCUGUGUUGGGUACGGGUACUCCGGAUCUGUGGGUUGCGUGGUGAGCAGAGACCAGUGGUACUCUGCCCUGGUGCCAGUGCUUCAGCUGGAGUAGCCAGGUUGGAGCUUAGCUGGGAAGAGGGGGUAGUAGGCUCCUCUCCCUAGACCCAGUGCUGCUGCUGGAGGGGGAGACCGACUGUCUCCCCUUUUGAUAAAAAGUCCUGCUGCUUGGGAUCUGGACAGACUGUCCCGCACCCCUGUAGACCAGGCGCAGAGGCCGCGGUCCCAUAUGCCCCAUCUGGGCGAAUAAGGUAUCCCCUUUGGGGAAUAAGCUGCCACUGGGGAGAGGUGGUAAUAGGCUCCUCUCCCUGAAACACUCUCUGCCGCUGGGGAGGGAGACUGAUUGUCUCCACUCCCAAUACAGUGUCCUGCUGCUGGGGAGAGAGAGACCGACUGUCUCUGCUCCUUGUAGGACAUACUGCUGCUGGGGAAGGGGGACGAUGCUCUCCUUUCCCUGCGAAGGUAGCUUGGGAUCUUUACGGGCCAUCCAGCAUCACUGUGGUUCUGGUACAGAGACCAUGGUCCCAUCUGUACCAUCUGGGGGUGCAGUAUCUCCCCUUUGUGGGUUAAGCUGCCGCUGUGGAGAGGGGGUAACAUGCUCCUCUCCCUGCAAUUCACACUGCCGCUGGAGAAAGGAGACGCUGCUCUCUAUUCCCUGCAAUUCACACUGCCGCUGGAGAAAGGAGACGCUGCUCUCUAUUCCCUGCAAUUCACACUGCCGCUGGAGAAAGGAGACGCUGCUCUCUAUUCCCUGGAAUUCACACUGCCGCUGGGGAAAGGAGACACUGCUCUCUAUUCCCUGCAAUUCACACUGCCGCUGGGGAAAGGGGAUGCUGCUCUCUAUUCCCUGCACUUCACACUGCAAAGGAGACGAGGCUCUCUAUUCCCUGCAAUUCACACUGCCGCUGGGGAAAGGAAAUGGUGCUCUCUAUUCCCUGCAAUUCACACUGCCGCUGGGGAAAGGAGACAAGGCUCUCUAUUCCCUACAAUUCACACUGCCGCUGGGGAAGGGAGACGAGGCUCUCUAUUCCCUGCAAUUCACACUGCCGCUGGGGAAAGGACACAAGGCUCUCUAUUCCCUGCACUUCACACUGCUGCUGGGGAAAGGAGGCGAGACUCUCUAUUCCCUGCACUUCACACUGCUGCUGGGGAAAGGAGACGCUGCUCUCUAUUCCCUGCAAAUCAAUCUGCUGCUUGGGAUCUGGGCCGAUCGCUCAGCAUCACUGCCGCUGGGGAGGGAGGACGCUGCUCUCCUCUUCCUGCAAUUCAAUCUGCCGCUGGGGAUCUGGGCCGACCGCCCAGCAUCCCUGUAGGACCGGUCGAGAGACCUCGGUCCCAUCUCCACUUGACGGCUGGAGGUCCUCCCAGUACACCUUGACAAUAAGUGUUAAGGCAGUGGUGUAUCCUGGUUUUGUGCUGCCCUAGGCAGGACAAAACUCAGGCGCCCCCUCCCCCCGCGCCACCCCCACCCAACCCUUCCCCCCCGCUCCACCUUCUAAAUACACACACACACAGUCAGACACACACACACACAGAGUCACACACACACACGGUCAGACACACACACAAUCACUCACAUUAACACUUUUUUUUUUUAUUAACCCCCCCCCCCCAGCCUCCUUACCUUUGGGAAAGCUGGGCGGGGGGUUCUCUCUCUCCCUGGGGGUCCAGUGGCUGCCGGUCGGGCUGAUGGGCUGGCUGCUGGGUGGGGAGCACUUCCUCUGAGCACUCUGCUCAGCUUCCUCGCGCACCGCAGAGUGAGGCUGGGAGCCGGAAUAUGACGUCACUGUGGUUCCGGUACAGAGACCAUGCCCUCGCGCGCAGCUUGAUGAGACCGGGGCCGCAAUAGGACGUCAUAUUCAGAGACAGAACACACAGCUUCCCCUGCGGCCACCAGAGGAGCUCCCCCUGCGGCCGCCACCCAAGUUCACCCUGCGGCCGCAAGCACACCUGUCUGCCCACAGGUAGCAACAAGUGUGUAUGUCAGUGGGAGUGUAUGUCUGUGUCACGGUGUGUGUGUGUCUGUCUGUGUCACAGUGUGUGUGUGUGUGUGUCUGUGUCACGGUGUGUUAUGUAUGUCUGUCUGUGUCAUGUAAUGUGUGUGUGUCUAUGUCACGGUGUCUGUAUCAUGGUGUGUCUGUCAUGGUAUAUGUGUGUCAUGGUAUGUGUAUGUGUCAUGGGGUGUGUGUGUGUUAAAAUAGUGUUUUUACUCACCUUUUUUUUUUUCCCGAACGUCGUGCUGGUCUCCCCUCGACUGGCCCUGGCUCUAUCAAGCUUGAUGAUCUCAGCCAAUCCGCACUGAUACAGGAAGCGCCUCUAGUGACCGUCUGAGUGCCUGUCACUAGAGGAAGCAAUGUAAACACUGCCUUUUCUCUUAAAAGUCAGUGUUUACAUUGAAAAGCCUGCAGGGACAGGCUAUAGACACCAGAACCACUACAUUAAGCUGUGUGUGUGUCUGUGUGUGCGCGCGCCUGCUAGUGAGUGAGCUUGUGUUUUUAUGUCAAUGAGCUGAUGUAUAUCAGUGAGAUUGUUUGUUUGUCUAUGAGGCUGUGUAUCAAUGAGCUUGUCUGUGUCUGCAUGUGAGUAUGCUUACUGUAUAAUUAAACAUUUUACUCUGAAAGGACCAAUAUUUUACAUAUAUAUACAUAUAUAUAUCUCUAUCAUCUGUCCUGGCAAGACAUAGCCUUACAUAUUACAUGCGACAAUAUAUGGCACAAUGACUUAUGGGGCUGGCAUAGAUUUUUUUCCAGGGCUGCUUUGUAUCCCCAGUCGGUCCCUGCUGGAGGUCCUCAUGCAGAGCGUAUUUCGUUUAGUGAUUGUUGGAGUCUCUGUGAAGGUUAGUGUUAAGUUGGGAUUGUUAGCGUUACGAGGGGCUAAGUUUUAGAUGGCUUAGGGUGUGAUUAUGGGGUGUUUAGGGUUUAAAUUGAAGUUUCUGUGGAAUAAAGAAACAUCUAUUACACUGCUUUACCCGCCCUUGUAGGUUUAUUUCGGUCGAUGGCUCAUUGAAGGAAGUCCAUUCGUCAUUCUGUUUGACAUUGGGUCUGCGGCCUGGAAUCUGGAUCGGUGGAAGGGAGAAUUUUGGGAAGCGUGCAGUGUGGCGAUCCCAUUCCAUGAUCGAGAGGCCAACGAUGCUCUUAUAUUUGGGUCUCUCACCGCUUGGUUCUUAAAAGAGGUAAAUUUCACAAAUAGAGAUUCGGUGACAGUGAUAUCUGGCGGGAGCACACAUUUUCUGCUUUUUUUUAAUACACUGCAAUGAAUAUCCGAUACACACCAUAAACUGUUUGAACUAAAUGUCAUUUUGAUAAUAAUAUGUAAUAACUGCCAGAACUCCGACAUCGUCAUAUUCUCUCUCCAACUCAUUGCCGUCAGGUUUGCUCGGCCCGACAUCGCUGCCGUAUCUUUGUUUGUCCAGGAAACAUGCUGGAUGGCAUUGAUAAUUAUUAUAACUGUAUACGAUGAAUAUUAUAACACAGAAUAUCUUGAUUUAUCAGGAAUAAUGGAACAAAAUGGGAUCUCCAAGAAUUCCAUCACAGAUCUGUCACUACAGUCCAUUGAAAGGGUAGUAGAUACCUGGAAUAGCCUUCCAGUGGGAGCAGUAACAGUGAUAUAGAAAGGGUAGUAGAUACCUGGAAUAACCUUCCAGUGGGAGCAGUAACAGUGAUAUAGAAAGGGUAGUAGAUACCUGGAAUAGCCUUCCAGUGGGAGCAGUAACAGUGAUAUAGAAAGGGUAGUAGAUACCUGGAACAGCCUUCCAGUGGGAGCAGUAACAGUGAUAUAGAAAGGGUAGUAGAUACCUGGAAUAGCCUUCCAGUGGGAGCAGUAACAGUGAUAUAGAAAGGGUAGUAGAUACAUGGAAUAGCCUUCCAGUGGGAGCAGUAACAGUGAUAUAGAAAGGGUAGUAGAUACCUGGAAUAGCCUUCCAGUGGGAGCAGUAACAGUGAUAUAGAAAGGGUAGUAGAUACCUGGAAUAGCCUUCCAGUGGGAGCAGUAACAGUGAUAUAGAAAGGGUAGUAGAUACCUGGAAUAGCCUUCCAGUGGGAGCAGUAACAGUGAUAUAGAAAGGGUAGUAGAUACCUGGAAUAGCCUUCCAGUGGGAGCAGUAACAGUGAUAUAGAAAGGGUAGUAGAUACCUGGAAUAGCCUUCCAGUGGGAGCAGUAACAGUGAUAUAGAAAGGGUAGUAGAUACCUGGAAUAGCCAUCCAGUUGGAGCAGUAACAGUGAUAUAGAAAGGUUAGUAGAUACCUAGAAUAGCCUUCCAGUGGAAGCAGUAACAGUGAUAUAGAAAGGGUAGUAGAUACCUGGAAUAGCCUUCCAGUGGGAGCAGUAACAGUGAUAUAGAAAGGGUAGUGGAUACCUGGAAUAGCCUUCCAGUGGGAGCAGUAACAGUGAUAUAGAAAGGGUAGUAGACACCUAGAUUAGCCUUCCAGUGGCAGUAGCAUAGUAUAGGAGUAUAUAUUAGAUUAUGAACUAAUCUGGAUUAUUGGUGUGAGGUUUUGUAAUUUGUGACUAAACUGAAAAGCGAUUUUUAUUUUGGGGCAGUCAUUAUUUUUGUAUGUAGUGAUUUCCGAUUUUUUUCUGCAAAGUAAUUAAAUAUAAAAAUAAUAUUAAAACCGGGAACACGAUGGUUAUUAUAGGUCCAUAGAAUAUUUUCUUUAUUUGAAUGAAAGCUCGUCUUACCAUAAAUCCAAUUAAUAGGUUCUGUUACUUUUUCACUAAGAUUUAAAGGAUUAGAUUAAAAGAUUAAGUGCAAAUGACUUUUAUUUCAAGUAUUACAGAUGACAUUGAAUUGUCAUUAACGGCUUCUAUGACAACACAGCCAACAAAAGCAAUUUUAAUUUUCCAUCUAAGCUUCACCCCCUUUCCCGGCAAAUUACCUUAAUAUAUAAUAAUUAUAUAGAAACUGUCACUUUGUGGCAAUCGGAACCCUGA